Messenger RNA from Nicotiana tabacum (common tobacco), 2317 nucleotides. Lineage: Eukaryota; Viridiplantae; Streptophyta; Magnoliopsida; Solanales; Solanaceae. The record is from RefSeq and is a predicted model, not a curated record.
UUCAAGCUUUUGUUUUCAUUUGUAGAUUAGCAAAAUCAUCGAAACCUUAAUAAAAUAUUUUCUUGGAUGUGAUUCAAAGGAUUUUUAUUGACUCCCUUCAUCAAAAUUUCCUACAAAUUACGGAGAAGGAAGUGGAUAAGAAACUUGAUGAAGAGUUUGCAUCAUGGUUUAAAAGAUAUAUGAGUACUUGUACAAUAUCCUUCCACUUAUACUUACCUCACUUAUGAGAAACUCUAAUUAUUUUUCUUUUAUAGGCACACGUCCAUAUAGAUAAUCAGUUUAUCAAGGUCCUUGCAGAAGGUCCAUAUCAAACAGCACAACCAUGGACUGGUUAUACAGUCAACGACUUUUAAUUUCACAUUAAAAGCCGCAGUUCUUCUAAAUCAUCUAACAACAACAGUGUAUGCAUAAAAGGAACUAAUUAUAGUGUAGAUGAUAGUGACUACCAUGGCGUGCUAACUGAUAUCCUUCAAUUGGAGUACAAGGGUAGUGAGUAUAUAAAAAGAACUGUUUUAUUUAAGUACGAGUGGUUUGAUCCAACACCAAAGGUAGGAAUGAAGAUUCACCCACAAUAUAAACUUGUGGACAUCAACCAAGAAAAGAAGUUAAAGAAGUAUGAACCAUUUGUUUUGGCAAUGCAAGCGGCUCAAGUGUAUUAUACAACUUAUCCUAGCUUACGACGUGAUAAGAGUGAGUCGUGGGCUGUGUGCAAAGUAAAAGCACGGGGUUUGGUGGACAUGCCUCCAUUAUCUUCACAGUCAACUCCGACAGAUGGUGUUGAGCCCUUCCAAUCUGAGGAAGUUGGUUUAACAUUUGAUGUUGUACCUAACAAUGAAAUUAUUCUCUUUAGUGAUCCAAAUGGUGGAUUCAUAAACAUAAGAGACGAGGAUGAUGAUUUAGAUGAUGAGGUAGAACUUCAUGUUGAAUUUGGAUCGGACGAAGAUGAAGAUAUGGCACCUAGGGGAGAUGGAGCACGUAGAUAUGCUGAAAACAUGAAUUCAAACACACCGAGAUCUCAUGAGAUGUUGAGUCCCACAUCUGAUCAGUCACCCGAACCUGAUCAGUCACCUGAACCUCCAGUUACAGAAACACCACAUUUGGAUGCAACUAUAAGCAGAUCCUUACCAUCUUCUUCUUCUAAUCUUGGUACACCUGCAGAUGAAAUCUGAUUAGCAAGUUCAUCAAACACAAUUGGCGGUAACUGUAUCCCAAUUAAAAUCGUCCCUGGAGGCCAACUGGACCCGAGCAAUGACAUCACUCGGUCUGUCACAAAAAUCUUUAAGGAGAAACUGGAUCCUGAAGGACAUAAUUGGAAGUCUAUUACACCAGAGACAAAAGACUUCUAUUGGGAAGAGUUUAAGGUAAAGUUAUAGUAUUAUAAGAUCAAUAAUAUUUGGAGUUCCUUUAUCUUUCUUGAGCCGAGGAUUUACUACACUCGAUAUAAGUUGUUUUUGUUGUUAUUAUCAAUAUCUUGUGUUAUUUUCAUUUGAUCUUCUCAAAUAGAAACGAUUUUUGUGAGCACUGCAAUUGAAGGUUCCGUAAAGGAUAAGUUUAUGAGCAAAUGUGCAAAACGAUACAAGGGUAUGUUAUCUGAAGCAAGAAGUUGUGAGAAGAAGCGCAAAACUAUUCCAGUAUCUAUUUGGGACAGCUGGAAGCCUCACUGGGAGACUGAGGCUUUUAAAGCCAUGUCUGCGCAAUGCUCAAGGAAUCGGCUAACUGAGAAAGGUGGUGAAGGUUCUAGUCCCUCACGCCAUACAGGAGGAUCCAGAAGUCACCAAGAACAUGCAAGACAAAUGGCUAAAGAGCUGGGAAGACCAGCUCAUCCACAUAAGCUUUUGAAGAAGACACAUGUCAUGGUGAACAAAGAGUUUGUGUACCAGAAAUCUAAGAGCACCUAUCCUGAAGAUGGGUCCAGUGAGCCUCCUAAAGUUGAUUUCUCACAAAUUUAUUUGGAGGAAGUCGGUGUUAAGAAGACGCACAUUUAUGGUCUUGGUUCUCAAGCUCCUUUCUAUAUGCAUGUUGGUGCUUCCUCCAGCUCGAUAUCUCCACCUCAAGAUCUAGACUUCAAUGCUCGGGUGAGUGAAUGUUAGGACAUCGUUUGCAAGAAAUUAAGGAAGAGAUGAAGCAUGAUAUGAGAUCUGAGACCAGAGAAGAGAUUAGACAAGAAAUUAGAGAAGAAAUGCAUGAAGAAAUGAGACACGAAAUGCAACAAGAGGUGCGCGAGCAAGUUGAUCAACUACUCCAAAACCGUCUGUCGGUCCUCAUAGGUGGCUUACCUACACCGCAUUCUUGUAGACACGACUCGUCACCAAAUGAC